Pocillopora damicornis (cauliflower coral) is the source of this 1746-nucleotide messenger RNA. RefSeq lists its product as uncharacterized. Gene Ontology annotation, cellular component: membrane. Lineage: Eukaryota; Metazoa; Cnidaria; Anthozoa; Scleractinia; Pocilloporidae. Gene Ontology annotation, molecular function: G protein-coupled receptor activity. The record is from RefSeq and is a predicted model, not a curated record. Gene Ontology annotation, biological process: G protein-coupled receptor signaling pathway.
UUCACUGACUUUCAGUUCUUUAACCAAUACACUUUUAUCAAUUUGACGGUUUAAUUUUCUUAAAUAAAUAUUUGCAAGAUAGAAUUCGGAACUCACAGUUGCUAACUGUUCUGUUUUCAGAAAUUAAAGCUAAUACAUUGAUCAGAAAAGUUCCAUAAGAAUCACUUUUCGGUAGAUACACUUUUCAAAAGGAAGUAAGGAAUGAUAACAAAAAGCAGCGAAGAACAUCAAUUAACUCUAGACGUGUACCGUUUAAUUUAUUCAGCAAGGAGCUUGUGCGCCAAUUUGUCUUGUUCAUUGCUGUUUUUUUACCAGCUGCUUUGAAACUUUUUAAACAAACUGCAAUCGAAUCACGCACAGAGAAGAUCAUCAUCUAGCGUCAACUCCAGAGAACGACUGAUCAUCAAUAGCUAUGUCAAACUCGUCCGGAGAAGGAACCCUUGUGAACACAAAUCCCUUUGUAUCACCUAGCUUUGUUAAAUUAUUCUCAGCCAUUAACAUUUUUCUUUCCAUCACAGUAAUUCUAGGAAAUGUCCUCAUCCUUCUUGCUCUCCAUCGAGUGUCUUCUAUUUAUCCGCCGACAAAAUUCUUCUUCCGAUGUCUAGCUAUCACGGACCUAAGCGUCGGGCUAUUUACACAACCACUCUACAUAACCUACAAGAUCUCUUCGCUAGUAAACAUGGAAAGAACUACUUUUUACGGCAAGUAUCUUGAAGCAGUUCGCAUGGCUUCAAGUGCAGUUUUGUGUGGAUUAUCCGUUUUGGCGUCAACUGCCAUAAGUGUCGACAGACUUCUCGCCCUGUUGUUGAGGCUGAGAUACAGAUAUGUUGUAACCUUGAUGCGAGUUCGUCUCACAAUGCUUUGCUUUUUGAUCAUUUGUGCUUUAUUCGUCGUUAUUUGGGUUUGGGAAACGGAAGUUUUCUACAAGUUAUCCUCUAUUAUCAUAACGCUUUCGUUGGCAACUUCUAUUGCAUCUUACGUCAAGAUCCACUUGUCCAUACGACAUCAACAGGCACGAAUACAAAACCAUGUUCCCCAAGCAGAAUCGAGCACAGGAGCAAGUCCAUUCCACAUAAUAAGAUACAAAAAGACAGUGUCUAGUAUUUUGUGGGUACAACUGGCCUUAGUUGUGUGUUAUGUUCCCUAUGUUAUUGCGGCAGGGACUGGAGAAGACAACGGGCUAGCUUGGUUGGCUGUAACCACCCUCGUCUUUUUAAAUUCAUCUCUAAACCCGAUCUUGUACUGCUGGAGAAUCACAGAAGUGCGAAAAGCAGUGAAGGAUACAAUCAGGCAACGACACUGUUGUUAGGCAGAACUUCGUGGAUCGACAGUGAAUAUUCUUUAAACAGCGUGGAAUAGUAAAGGCCCUAAGUGCAUCAUAAUUGCUUUCAACUACGACAUUUUCAACCACUGUUGGUUGUUGCGGAGAAUUGUCUCUAAGUAAAAUAGAAUGCGUGAAUCGAGAGUUUCGUGUCACUCCUUAUGGAUCAGUCAGUAUUUUCAGCUCAACUAACUGCUAAUUUUUCCUAGCAACUACAAUAAUGUAUAGAACGCCCUCAAUUUUUUUCUUGAAAAGGUAAUCACUCACAAAAGAGCUUCGUCAACGAAAAUUUAUAAGGGAAUCAAAUCAGCUUAUGACCAAGAUACAGUUUUCUGUAAUUUGAAAAUGUCGAGAGAAUUCAAAGCUAACUCAGUUCACUGACGAACGAAAUUAAUUAAAUUGAAAAUGCUUCCAAAACCAUGAAA